Messenger RNA from Zea mays, 1082 nucleotides. RefSeq lists its product as uncharacterized. The transcript is spliced from 4 exons. Lineage: Eukaryota; Viridiplantae; Streptophyta; Magnoliopsida; Poales; Poaceae. Gene Ontology annotation, cellular component: mitochondrion. The coding region runs from base 407 to 838 and encodes 143 amino acids. The record is from RefSeq and is a predicted model, not a curated record. Gene Ontology annotation, molecular function: structural constituent of ribosome.
CUGGUCGGCGUGUGCCGUGGGGACUGGGGAGCAAGCAGAACUGCGGAAGGAACAGAGACACCACGAGUUGGGUUGGACUUGGAUCCAUAUACCAUAUGUCUCGGCCCAGUUUUCCUUGUUCUGGCUCAGAUAUGUGGCUGUGCCGCUGUGUGUUAGUUUUCGCCCAAACUAAAAGGGAAAUUAAACAUCCAUUUUCUUAGUGGCCUGUUCUCCAGUCCCCCCGGCGGCGGCGUGCUCUCUCGCGUGCACCCGGCACACUCCCUCGUUUCUGCCGUGCUCGUCGCGUGCACUCCCGUCUGUCUCUGUGGGGGUCGGCGACGAUUGGCAGCCUCCAUACGCCAGGUGCCCAAAUCUCUACCUUCGGUACCUUCGCCGGCGACGAGCAUCACCAGGUUUCCUGUUGAUCAUGGCACAGCGUGUGAUGUGCUUGCUUCGGCGCUCCAUAGGGUUUACAGUGCCACCAGCACAGAGAGCCCUGAGUACAACUGCCACACCAGCAGCGGAGGGUGCAGCGGUGGCCGAGGCGACGGCGAAGGAGGCAAAGAAGAGGAAGAAGAAAAAUCUGUUCGACGUGGUGCAGUUCCUGCCAGGGUGGGGCGUCGGAUACAAGGUCGCCAAGACGACCUGGCGCGAUGUCUCCUACCAGAUCACCAAGAUCAACCUGUACAAGGAUGGUCGGCAUGGAAAGGCAUGGGGGUUUCGGUACAAGGCAGGUGUGCAAGCUGCAGACGCCCCAACUAGGAUCAGCGGGGUUAACAAGCGUGGGUGGAAGUACAUAAAAGAAUCACAGAAGAAACUACACGAUGCCCCCAAAGUAGACGUAGCGAUUGCUGGCUAGUUGCAUGUUGUAAGAUGAUUCUUGGUUCCUUCAUUAGCUAAAUCUUUAGAUGGCUGUUGCCAGAUGAACAGAGAUGAGAGAUCCACUUUUGGAUCGAGACAAUGGUUCCAUCCAUUUUGCUUGUGUGGACUGAACCUCCAUGCAAUAUGUCCCUUUCUUUUAUUUCUGGAACCUUUACCAUAAUGUACUAAUACAAAAGAACUGUGUUGAUGGUGGCAAUCUAGUUAAGCUUUGUUUGAUUCAA